Daucus carota subsp. sativus is the source of this 942-nucleotide messenger RNA. RefSeq names its product large ribosomal subunit protein eL19x. The transcript is spliced from 5 exons. Gene Ontology annotation, molecular function: structural constituent of ribosome; RNA binding. Lineage: Eukaryota; Viridiplantae; Streptophyta; Magnoliopsida; Apiales; Apiaceae. Gene Ontology annotation, biological process: translation. Gene Ontology annotation, cellular component: ribosome; cytosolic large ribosomal subunit. The coding region runs from base 125 to 760 and encodes 211 amino acids. The record is from RefSeq and is a predicted model, not a curated record.
CAGGCCCAAACAAAUAAAAACCCUAGACAUCCGUGUGACUGUGUGGAUAGAGAUACACACAGAUAUAAACCGGAACCAUUGGUGUAUCUAUAAUUUUACCACAGGCAGCCAAGUGGUGAGAAAAAUGGUGUCACUCAAGCUUCAGAAGCGCCUGGCCUCUAGUGUUCUCAAGUGUGGUAAAGGAAAGGUUUGGCUCGAUCCUAAUGAAAGCAAUGAAAUCUCCAUGGCCAAUUCUCGCCAGAACAUUAGGAAGCUGGUGAAGGAUGGGUUUAUCAUCAGGAAGCCAACUAAGAUCCACUCGCGAUCUCGUGCACGUAGAAUGAAGGAGGCCAAGAGGAAGGGCCGCCAUGCUGGAUAUGGUAAACGCAGAGGUACAAGAGAGGCUAGGUUACCAACCAAAGUCCUGUGGAUGAGGAGAAUGCGGGUGCUUAGGCGUUUGCUACGUAAGUAUAGGGAAGCCAAGAAGAUUGAUAAGCAUAUGUACCAUGACAUGUACAUGAAGGUUAAAGGUAAUGUCUACAAAAAUAAGCGUGUGCUAAUGGAGAGCAUCCACAAAUCCAAGGCUGAGAAGGCCAGAGAGAAGACUCUUUCAGACCAGUUUGAGGCUAAGAGAGCAAAGAACAAGGCUAGCAGGGAGAGAAAGAUUGCUAGAAGGGAUGAGCGAUUGGCUAAGGGACCUGGGGAAAAAGCACCAGAAGCCCCAGCAGCUGCUGCUGCUCCAGCCUCUCAGGCUCAGGUGUCCAAGAAAUCAAAGAAGUAAGCAUGAGUUUAUGAAACUGAUAUUGGAGGCUUUUCGCCGGAUGUUCUUUCUGGAGUACUAUUUUUUGAAACCUGUUCCCCCCCUUUUUGCUAAAUGCUUAUAUUUAGAUGUAAGGAUAAUUACAUUGUUAUUUUGAACCAGUGAAUGGUUUGACUCGUACUAUUUCUAGUUUUUGCUCUGCA